GACUCGAACUCGCCGCCUCCUCCUCCUCCUCCGCGCCGCCGCCGCCGCCGCCUCCCCUCCUCGGACUCUUACCAACACACCGGUCCGGUGUGUCCCCUCCCCUCCCAAGCCGCCUUCCGCCGCCGAGUCUCCCCUGUCCGCUCCCUCGCCAACGAACACCGGCGGCGACGGUGUCCUCACGAACUCAGAUGUCUUUUGAUGCCACAACAAAGGAUUACCUCUGCUUUCUUCGGCGGGGCUGCCGCUGUCGCUUCUUCUGGUGCUCAAUAACAUCUCGGCAUUGGAUUUGAUAGUCACUGAAGUUCCCCUAAUGGAAAUGGCGCCACUCCCUCCUGGAUACCGGUUCCAACCGACCGAUGCUGAACUCAUCCUCUACUAUCUAAAGAGGAAGAUACUGGGUAAAAAGUUGCGCCGCAAUCCUGUUACAGAAAUCGAUAUCUACCAAUUCGCCCCCUGGGAUCUUCCAGGGAAAUCUUCAAUGCCAACUGGGGAUCUUCAGUGGUAUUUCUUUUGUACUUGCGGUCGGAAGUACCCUACCGGGUCAAGAACUAACCGGUCAAACCAAGCUGGGCACUGGAAAGCUACUGGAAAGGACAGGAAGGUGGUGUGUAAUUCUCGGACUGUUGGGAUGAAGAGGACCUUGGUGUUUCAUGCUGGCAAGGGACGCAAGGAGAAAAGAACUGACUGGGUCAUGCAUGAAUAUAGGCUGGUCGAAAGCGAAGUACCUAAUGCUGGUGUUAGACUGGACGAUUUCGUUCUCUGCAAAGUCUAUCAGAAAAGCGGUCCAGGUCCCAGGAUUGGGGAACAGUAUGGCGCUCCAUUAGAGGAAGAGGAAGAGGAAAUGAAUGAUGCAAAUGGGGAAGCUUACUGUUUAUCCCAUUCUUCCGCACCUGGACCAAGCCAUGGUGGUGUGUUGAACUUUGCGGGUCAAUCUGUUAGUGAUGGCGGCAGGGUUUCCUUGAGCCUUUUGUCAGCAAAUAACGGCAAGAGCUCCUCGAGUGGUGUCCGUCCUGACAGGGCUUCUCAUCCGGAUGUUAACUGGGACAGGAUACAUAUACAACAGUUAGCUGAUAUUCUGGGUUUUCUCUCUACGAAUCCUGUAGGCCAAGAUGGUCCACCGUCUGAUUCAACCGCUUACCAUGACACGGAAGCAUUGUUUGACGAUAGUGAAGCUAUAUUUGACAUAGCGGACCAAGUAGUGCCUUCUUCACUGGUUAGCCUCUGCAAGCAGUGUGACUCGUGCGGCGUGCGGCUGGUCGACCCUUUUCUGGAACCGGUGGCAGGAGAACUGUACCUGGAGCUGAAUGACCUGCUGUUGUGUCAUGCCGGCCAUGUUCCACAUGGCAGCAGCCAUGAGGGCCCUCAACACUGGAUAAGACAACGUCCAUUUGUCCAUAGUAGCAGCGCGGCCAGUGGCACCGUAUCUGCAGCAGUUUCUGGGUUGAGGUACCGGUGCACGCUCUCUAGGUUGAUGUAGCAGGUUGGUUGUAUGUACCGGGUAUAACACAAGCAGUCGCUGCCGCAAGACCAGCAAACCAUCGAGGUGCCCUGAAAACUA
Molecule: messenger RNA, 1558 nt
Organism: Triticum dicoccoides
Lineage: Eukaryota; Viridiplantae; Streptophyta; Magnoliopsida; Poales; Poaceae
Product: NAC domain-containing protein 82-like
Exons: 6
Coding region: 311-1477 (388 amino acids)
Biological process (GO): regulation of DNA-templated transcription
Molecular function (GO): DNA binding
Source: RefSeq, a predicted model, not a curated record